Molecule: messenger RNA, 1655 nt
Organism: Ostrinia nubilalis (European corn borer)
Lineage: Eukaryota; Metazoa; Arthropoda; Insecta; Lepidoptera; Crambidae
Product: zinc finger protein 888-like
Exons: 5
Coding region: 270-1655 (461 amino acids)
Cellular component (GO): nucleus
Molecular function (GO): zinc ion binding
Source: RefSeq, a predicted model, not a curated record
UAAUAAAUUCAGAGCAAUGUGUCUGUGGUGUGUUCACUGUUCAAACAAAACUGCGCGCGCAGAAAAACGAACCUACUGCAAAGGGAGCCAGCAAGUAUACCUUUUGGAAAAAUAUCAAUACUUAGCGAUGAAGUAUACAAAGCUCAUCGACAUCGCUAUUUCACAACGCGCAUGCGUCUUACUCUGCUGGAAAUUAGAGUGGAAAAAUCGUUACAUUAUACUUUAAAGAGUGUAGCAGUGGGUUGAACUAUGCCAUAAUAAAUUUAGUCAUGGAUCCAUCACUGCAGGAAAGUUUCGAGAGGUCCUGCCGCCUAUGUGCCGAGGAGCAGGAGACAACAAUCAUGAUAUUUAGUGAGGAAGCUGAGGCUAUGCUUCUUAGAAACAAGCUCAACCAAUAUCUUUUGAUUGAGGUUGAUGAGGAUGAUAAACUACCAAAAAAUAUUUGCAUUAAGUGUUGCACGAAGCUACAAACUGUGUGUGAAUUUAUUGAUACUGCCAGAAAUUCCCAAGUGCUAUUGCUUAAAAAGAGCAUAAUGAUAGAACAGUAUGUGAGUAGUCUCCAAAAUGAUGAAAAAAGUUUUAGGAUCGUCAAUAACGGAAUUAAAUUGGAAUAUGAUGGCUCUGAUGAUGAAAGCAAGUUCACUGAAAUGGAGAUAAGUGUCGAUCCAAACAUGGUACUUCAAAAUUCUGAAGAGCCAUUGUCACCUUGCCCGAGUGCUGAUGAGAGCAGCACCACAUUUGAAGAUGUUACGCAUCUGCACGACGUAGACAGUGAAAAUGUGACAAUCAAACUAAUAAAAAAAGGUGACAAAAACCUACCGCAAAUUUAUGAUGAUGAUAAUGGCUAUUGUCCGCCAAAAAAGGAACCUAAGCCAAAACCAUUCCCAUGUGUUACUUGUAAGCGUAGUUUUCACUCUGAAUUUGCACUGAAAAAUCAUUCCUGGAUUCACAUAAAUGAAGAAAAGUGCCACACUCAGUUCAGGUGUAGUACGUGUGAUGAAGGCUUUGAUUACAAGAGUGAUUUGAUAACACAUUUGAAGAUUCAUAGAGUUAAUGGAAUUUGUCAAUUUUGUGGAAGAAGCUUUAGAACAGAAAGAAAUUUGGCCGCACACAUAGCUGUUCACCUGUCGGCGACUAAAUCCCAUACUUGUAAGGUGUGUGGCCGGUCGUACAACACACUGAGUAACUUGAAGACUCACAGCAUCACCCAUAGUAAUGAGAGACCGUACCACUGCCAUCUUUGUAAGAAGAGCUUCAAAAGGAAUCAAGAUUUAAAGUUCCACAUAAACCAGCACACUGGAGCGAAACCAUACAAGUGUCCGUUCUGCGACAAGAGUUUCGCGAGUUCCGGCAACUGCUACUCCCACCGGAGUCGGAUGCACCCCGGGCGUCGGGUUGACGGCAAGAUACGCCGCAUAAUGGCAAGGACCACUCAACAAUUCGCACCUAAGACGCCGCUGCAGCCUCAAAUAGUAGCCGUGAAGGGCGUCAUCAAGUACAAGUGCACGAUAUGCGAACACAGCUUCGUGAAGCGAGACAAUUUUACAACGCCGCUGCAGCCUCAAAUAGUAGCCGUGAAGGGCGUCAUCAAGUACAAGUGCACGAUAUGCGAACACAGCUUCGUGAAGCGAGACAAUUUUACAGUAAGUAGAUAA